UUGAGCCUUUGCUAGGUGAGGAGCCCUGGGGCCGACUGACCGGAUCCACUAAUGAACAAGCAGAACUAUUCUCUGGUGAUAAACAAUAAGAAUUGCUGUGUGUUCCGAGAUGACUUCAUUGCCAAAGUCUUGCCGCCGGUGUUGGGGCUGGAGUUUGUGUUCGGGCUCCUGGGCAAUGGCCUUGCCCUGUGGAUUUUCUGUUUCCACCUCAAGUCCUGGAAAUCUAGCCGGAUUUUCCUGUUCAACUUGGCAGUGGCUGACUUUCUCCUGAUCAUCUGCUUGCCAUUCCUGACCGACAACUAUGUCAAAAAGUGGGACUGGAGGUUUGGAGACAUCCCCUGCCGCCUGAUGCUCUUCAUGCUGGCCAUGAACCGCCAAGGCAGCAUCAUCUUCCUUACAGUGGUGGCUGUGGACAGGUACUUCCGGGUGGUACAUCCCCACCACUCCCUGAAUAAGAUCUCCAACCGCACAGCAGCCAUCAUCUCUUGCCUCUUGUGGGGCAUCACCAUCAGCCUGACAGUCCAUCUCCUAUAUACAAAUAUGAUGACCCGCAAUGGAAAAGCCAAUCUGUGCAGCAGCUUCAGCAUCUGCCACACCUUCAGGUGGCACGACGCCAUGUUUCUCUUGGAGUUCUUCUUGCCCCUGGGCAUCAUCCUGUUCUGCUCAGCCAGAAUCAUCUGGAGCCUGCGGCAGAGGCAGAUGGACAGGCAUGCCAAGAUCAAGAGGGCCAUCAACUUCAUCAUGGUGGUGGCCGUUGUCUUCAUCAUCUGCUUCCUGCCCAGCGUGGCUGUGCGGAUCCGCAUCUUCUGGCUCAUGUACAAAUCGGGGACAGAAUACUGUGAAAUCUACCGCUCAGUUGACCUGGCCUUCUUCAUCACCCUCAGCUUCACCUACAUGAACAGCAUGCUGGACCCUGUAGUUUACUAUUUCUCCAGUCCAUCCUUCCCCAACUUCUUCUCCACAUAUAUCAACCACUGCUUGCGUAAGAAGACGUCAGAGGAAUUAGAUCAUAACCGGAGCACAAGCGUGGAACUCACAGGGGACCCCAGCACAGCCAGAAGUGUCCCAGAUGCAUUAAUGGCCGACCCCAGUGAGCCGGGCAGCCCCUCUUACCUGGCUUCAACUUCUCGUUAAGUAGCCAUGGCAGGAAGCGGCCACCUUCCUGAGAUCUCUGGAGAAACAAUUUGGCCACUGCACAGAGUAACAUCAUCAGACUUGGCCUAAGUUUUCUUGGAACUUCUAGAUAUUUGGAGAAACAGCAUGGUGGAGUGGGUGGCUUGGUUGCAAGGUGCGACUACAGAAAUCUCAGAGGAAUGGAGAGUAGGAGCUUCUAAAUGUCUGAAACUUCUCAGUCUCCAAAGCUUGCAGGGCUGAAGAUGGGCAAAGACCCACCCAUCUGUACCUGUGACUUGUUGGCUUCCUUCUUCAGCAUGCCCAGGAACUGGAUAGGCCUUCUGCUUCUGGGGAGCAACCUAGCCUAUCUGUGGGCUUCAGCGGAGAUAAGGACAGCCAUGCAAUUGGACAGAAGUUAUCCCAGAUGUCAUUAAACAGGCCACUAGGUCACCUGGGUUCUGUGGGAUCAAUUCACCUUUCAGUCAAGAUUUAGCAGAAAUGGACAUGGAGAGUAAAUACGGAAGCUUUGGUUUUCUGAGUGGCCUAUGCUGGUAAGACGGGGACUAAGCUCAGGAGAGACUGAGCUAACAGUGCUGUGGAGGGAAAGGAACACCUCUGCUGUUAAGAUCAGCAAGAAAUCCGUUCCUUCCAAAGGGCUGAGCAGUUACAAUGCUUGGGGAAGAGAGAUGCUUCCCACCUGUUUGCUUUUAUUAUUAAAAGAGAUUUGAAUUGUUGCUGCCCAAUGGUUAAAGGGAAAGAUUCCUCCUGUUUGAUUUGCUUGUGUUUCUGUACUUACAAUGUACCUACCAUUGCAAUAA
Nannospalax galili (Upper Galilee mountains blind mole rat) is the source of this 1931-nucleotide messenger RNA. Its product is annotated as hydroxycarboxylic acid receptor 2. Lineage: Eukaryota; Metazoa; Chordata; Mammalia; Rodentia; Spalacidae. Gene Ontology annotation, biological process: G protein-coupled receptor signaling pathway. Gene Ontology annotation, molecular function: G protein-coupled receptor activity. The transcript has a single exon. The record is from RefSeq and is a predicted model, not a curated record. Bases 52 to 1134 code for a protein of 360 amino acids. Gene Ontology annotation, cellular component: membrane.